UACUUAUCUUGUUUUUAAUGCAGAAACUGAGGAGAAAUGUGAAUCUACUGGAAAAGCUGGUGAUGCAGGAGACAGUAUCAUGCCUCGUGGUCAACUUGUAUCCUGGGAAUGAGGGCUAUUCAUUAAUGCUCAGGGGAAAGAAUGGUUCUGAUUCUGAAACUAUUCGGCUGCCUUACGAGGAAGGCGAGCUGCUGGAGUAUCUUGAUGCAGAGGAGCUGCCUCCUAUUCUGGUUGACCUCUUGGAAAAGUCUCAGGUCAAUAUUUUCCAUUGUGGAUGUGUCAUUACUGAAAUUAGAGAUUAUCGACAGUCUGUGCAUACAAAAGUGCCAACAUUCCAAAGCAGACACAUCCUUCUACGUCCAACAAUGCAGACCCUGAUUUGCGAUGUUCAUGCAAUAACAAGUGACAACCACAAAUGGACCCAGGAUGACAAACUCAUUUUGGAGAGCCACCUGCUCCUGGCCACAGCUGAACCACUGUGCUUGGAUCCCUCCAUUUCAGUCACGUGUACAGCAAACCGGCUAUUGUACAACAAGCAGAAAAUGAACACCCGCUCAAUGAAACGGUGUUUUAAGAGGUAUUCUAGGCCUUCCCUGAACAGGCAACAAGAAAUGGCCCAUCUUCCAACACCGCCACAACUGAAACUGCUUGACUAUUUGCAGAAGAGAAAGGAAAGAAAACCAGCACCUCCCAUAGAUCUCAAAAUUUCCAGAGCAGGAAACUGCGUUGACAUGUGGAAACAAAAUCAUUGCCAGUUGACUGCACCAUCUGAAGUUGAUGUGGAAAAGUAUGCCACAGUGGAAAAAUCAAUCAAGCUUGAUGACUCGCAGCCAACUGUCUGGCCAGCACAUGAUGUUACUGACGAUUACCUGUUUGAAUGUGAAGAAGACAACCAAAGUCCAAAAACAACAGUGACUGUUUAUCGGUCAGUGGGGGACCCACUUUUCUACGGCAAGAUCCAGACAACCAAGGAACCCAAAGCGGACGAUGAGGGUUACAAGCAUCUCAUCCACCCUGCGUUUCUUAUAGGUUCAAAGAUAGAUGCGGACAGGUUUAUUAACCAGUACAAAGAAGUUUACCAAACAGAUGUCAAAUGUUCGGUAAAGAUGUCCCAUAAUUCAGGUGGAUCAGCAAGUCAGAGCCAGUUUUCUCCUGGAAAGGAAACAGAGCAGCCUGAGGGUGUUUCUGGAUCAGUUCAAUCCUCGGUAUUAGGAAAGGGAGUGAAGCACAGACCCCCUCCUAUUAAACUGCCUGCAGGACCGGGCAGUAGCUCCUCAGGUAACCUAUACAGCUCACAGCAGUCAGGUGGGCAUCUCAAGUCCCCGACUCCCCCUCCUUCCAAGGGCCCUGGCCUCUCUCGGAAACACUCUAUGGAGCUGAACCAAGUGGGUCUGCUUUCUCCGGCUGCACUGUCCCCUGUCGGCUCAUCACAAAGAUCUGGAACUCCAAAACCAUCUACCCCAACUCCUACCAACACCCCCUGCUCCACCCCCCACCCUCCAGACAUCCAGACUUAUACCCCUUCAGCCACUCCAACCCCCCUGGAUUCAGCACAGACCCCUCAGCCCACCCUUAUGAACCCUUUCACCCAGCAGCAGAUGGCCCAGGCCUUACCUGUGAUGACCAUCCCUCUGUCCACCAUCACCACAGGAACCUCCAGCAACCAAGUCAUGAGCAACCCUGCAGGCCUCAACUUCAUAAACGUUGUUGGCUCUGUGUGUGGACCUCAGACACUGAUGAGUGGAUCGAACUCCAUGCUGGGUUGUAACACUGGUGGCAUCAAUCUGAGCGGGCUCCUACCUUCAGGGGGACUUGUACACGGCACCCUGCCAGCUGCCAUGCAGUCUGCAGCACAAGCAGGUGGUUCUUUUGGUUUAAAAAAUCCCUCAGCUCUACGACCCUUGAAUCUUCUUCAGCUGCCUACUGGGCCAAUCAUCUUCAAUUCUCUACAGCAGCAGCAGUUGUCCCAGUUCUCUCCACAGCAGCAGUCCACACAGUCUGCCACACCCAGCCCUCAACAGCAGGGAGAACAGGCUUUGGAUCAAGGAUCUUCUAGUCAGGAUCAAGCUCUUAGUGGCCAGCAGACUGCUGUUAUAAACCUAGCAGGAGUAGGAGGUUUCAUGUCCCCACAAGCAGCAGUGCUGUCUCAGCUAGGCUCUGCCAUGAACAGACCUGGGCAAAGCCUGCCACAGCAGAGACUCCAGCUCUCCUCUGCCUUGCAACAGCAGCAACACGCCUUACAGCAGCAGCAGCAGCAACAGAUACAAUUGCGAUACUUACAGCAUCAAAUGCAGCAGCAAAUGGCUAUGGCGGCGGCAGCAGCAGCCCAGCUUCGGCAACAUUCAGGCAGCCAACCAAAAAGUAAAAGAAAACGUGGUGCGCCAACCCCACCAAAAUCAUGAGUGCUCUGUUACAAAGUGAUGGCAUUUGUGAUGUGCAGCUGUAAAUCAGGUUUAUAAGAGUGAAUUCCAGAGUCUCAGUAGAUUGGAGCAGGAAUAGGAUAGGAUCGUGUGUCUGCAUUUUUUCUCUAUAAUAAUUAAGACCCAGUAAAGACUCAGUGUGCAUUAUGUUACGUACAUUUAAAGAAUUUGCCAGGCUUUCUCUUCCUGGGAAGUAGGCAUGCUAUCCUUUUGCAUUCCUGUAACUGUUUUUUAACACGCGGCUGGAGGUUUAAAAGGAUAACUAAAUCUCCUUUCCUUUUGCCUGUUCAAGGGAAGGUAUAAGAAGCUUCAUUGUAUUUUACUCAACCUUUUUUUAAAUGCAUAUCAUGUUAUGACUCUUAUUCAGAUUGUGUAUAUUACCCGUGCUGUAGGAAAUUUCUAGCAAAGAAUGCAUGUGUUUUGUAGUACAUUUAUUGCGGUAAAAAAAAAAAAAUCUGAUUACAAAUAUAACUUUUACAAAAUCAUUGGAAAA
Polyodon spathula (Mississippi paddlefish) is the source of this 2913-nucleotide messenger RNA. Its product is annotated as transcription factor SPT20 homolog. Gene Ontology annotation, cellular component: SAGA complex. Gene Ontology annotation, molecular function: transcription coregulator activity. NCBI's taxonomy places the organism in Eukaryota, Metazoa, Chordata, Actinopteri, Acipenseriformes, Polyodontidae. The transcript is spliced from 20 exons. Gene Ontology annotation, biological process: regulation of transcription by RNA polymerase II. Bases 18 to 2402 code for a protein of 794 amino acids. The record is from RefSeq and is a predicted model, not a curated record.